Molecule: messenger RNA, 992 nt
Organism: Ficedula albicollis (Collared flycatcher)
Lineage: Eukaryota; Metazoa; Chordata; Aves; Passeriformes; Muscicapidae
Exons: 7
Coding region: 66-992 (308 amino acids)
Cellular component (GO): cytoplasm
Source: RefSeq, a predicted model, not a curated record
AACACCCACAGUGCCUGAAGGAUGUGACAGGACAGGGACAUGAGCCCUCAAGGCUAGGGAGCAGGAUGGCAGAGGGACCCUCCAGUGUUCCUGGGCAGGCCUGGAUGAAGGAGGAGGAGGAGGAGGAAGGCCCUGGGGCUGCCCCGAAAUGGCCUCCUGAAAGGACAGAGAGGUUCAAGCCAGUGCGGGCAGACCCAGUUGAGGACCUGACAGAAGACCAGGAGCAUGCCCAAAAGCGUUUCAGCCAUAGAGCUCAGAUUUUUUGGAAAUUUGUCAAGAACAAUGAACGGGAAGAGAUCACCAUUGCAGCCAUUGAGGGCAUGGUACGCUGUGACUCCUAUAAUGCUGAGGCUUGUGCCGCUGUGCUGGAUUUGCUUGCACAGACAGAAACCUCCAGUCUGAAGCGUGUGCCAACCAUUGUGAAGUUCAUCCACAGGUGGCUUGUGUCCAACAAGGAUGUGUCUUCUGAGCACAGACUAGACAAGUCCCUUCUAGAUCUGACCCAUGCACACCCCAGUGAUGUGGUUGUGACCCUCCUGUGCUCUGCCCCAUCAUGUGAAAGAGCUGCUCUGACCAUGUGGAAAGUGCUCGUCUCCUCGAGCAGGACUGCAAAGAUGGUGCUGUCUGAGUUGCCCUGCAUUAUGGAAGACUGGCCGGAGCACAGCACAUGCACAUCUGAUGGCAACAGAAAGCAAGUCUUUGCCCUGGCUGCAACCAAGGCACUGUGGGAGAUCAUCCAUCUGCCCUUGUCCCCAGAGGCAUCAAUAGUGGCCCCGUCCCUCUUCGUGGCUCUGCUGGUCCAAGUUUUCUGCAGCACAGAGGAGAUGCCAGGAGACAUCAAUAGACUCUGGAGGAGAUGGCAGAAGAGAGAGCACUUUCCCACUAACCCCAGAAGGUGUUCCAUCCCAGUCUUUCUCUCUCUCCCACGCCCCUGGACCUUGGGCCAGGGCUCUCUGCACGACCUGAUGUUUGCUCUGCACACAGGUUUGUAG